UUUAGGUACAAAAUCUCGCCGCCUACUAUGGGCCGCAUAGACGUACAGCGAACCACAAAGUGGUUGCUUACAUACAAGUUGCCUGGCUCCCGAGGGACCAAUGGUACCUACCCAGGUAUAUAAGAUGAGGCUGCCACUUUAAAACGCAAAUUACCCCUCUUCUUCAUUCUCUUGUACCUUUCUUUAUCUUCGUUACCGUCUUUAUAUGAUCAUCAAUAACUCUAGUUGAAAACGAAUACAUCGUGUCGAGAUGGAAGCCCCGAUAAACGAUGGUUCCGAGAAGUUUUUGGAUGUUCCCUACGACCAAAGAUGGGAAUUACUUAAACCAACUAUUGUACGGAUUUAUAUGGAAGAAAAUAACAAGAUCGCUCGCGUCGCGGAACGAAUGAAGGGCGAAUAUAGUUUCGAUGCCCAAGUCCAUCAAUAUCGAUAUCAAUUCAAAAAGUGGGAAAUUAAGAAGAGGAUUACCACAGAAGAGAAGGGCGCCGUCAUCACUACCCUUGGGAAACGACGUCGGGAAGAUGGGGCAAGUACAUCCAAUGUGACAAUAAACCAAGGCGGGUACCAGAAAGAGGUAGACAAAAAACAAUUGAAAAGAUAUAUCAAUCAGAGUACCCGACAAUCCCAGCUGUUGACUUGGAGUCCAGGACUGUUCCUUCGACGCGAUCUCCCAUACGCAGCGUUAGUUGGAAAGAUUUCUGGACAGAACCAACUAUCGCCUCCCAGUGGUGGUCCUAUCACUCCAGACUACUUAACCGUCGUUAGCCCACAAGCGGGUGGUUCCCCUUCGGAACCACAAAAUGUCUUGUCACCAACUAUGCAAUUGAUUAGAAAGAAAGUAUUAUUGGAUAGAGCAAGACUGUUCCUUGAUGGCAGAGAACAGGAACUGAUGGCAGGGAUGAGCCGAGAUGAAAAGAAGUCUGCCGCGACAUGGCUUCAUGAUUUAUGGAUGUAUUCAUUCAUAACUGCUAAAUACUGGGGUAGGGGCCCGAAGGCUUGGACCCUGCCUCUAAUUAAUUUCAAAUCAUUCGGUUGCCAUCCUGUUCCGUCCACUCCGGACAAUAUUAACCUGGAUUCUAUGUCUGGCUCUUCACCGACAACUAUCAACAUCGGGUUACAAUCCCGGGAACCAACGCAGCUCUGUCGAUGGACCAUUCAUUAUAAAGAAGAGGUAAAAUACGAACGCACCCCGUCCCCUCCUCUGGCCAUGGAUGACGAGUUUGAAGAGAAAUUUGAUGUCGAUGAUGAGUCCACGUGGAGUGUAUGGCGUGCGACAGGGCCCCUUCACGACCUCUCGGGUGCGAUUACCCAAGCGCUCCAGCAGAAUACGUUCUCUGCGAUCCAACCUGAGGAUCUGCCUCUAGCUGCGGACUCACUUACAAAAGCGAUAGAAAGAUCUCCCGACGAAUUGCGUGCCGAGACCUUUGGUUUCGCCAUCAUGUCGCGUAAUAUGCCUGUUCUUGAUGAAAUAUUCGAAUACUAUAAGGGAGACGUUCCGGAAUGUUUCUCAACAAUAUUUCCCUUCCAUCUAGCCGCAAGGUUCUUAGAUGGGGGGAAAUCUUGCUGUUUAGUGAUGAGCGAUCUAGUGAAUGGUUUGGGAGGUUCAAACUCAAUUGCAGUUAACUACGUCGAUAACCUCGGUUUAACUGUGCUGGACGCUUUAUUUGUUUCCAUUCUCCGAUCGCAUAGCAAAACUACCCUCACGUCAUUGGGCGACGCAUUCAUUGGCCAAACUCGAUACCAUGGAGAGGAGGUCGACCCUUGCGGUAGAUGGGAUGCGGACUCUCCGUGUGUGCGGCGCCUGUAUGCUUUGGGGAAAGCAGCAAUUCCGUCUCAGUGGAAGCACAUGUUCUGCCAUACGUCCGUUCAAGCUGUUUGUCAUAAUUUAUCUGCGAUAUUCAUGACUCCAAUGAGACCGAACAUCAAUACACCUAGCGGGUUAUUUGCGAGACGUUGUGGCCAUUGUGGAUUGGAAUUAAAACCCGGUCCGCUUCAUGCAUUAGUACUGACAGCAUUCCAUUUAGCUAGUAGUGGCAUGCCAGGCGAAAAUUUAUUCGGCAUGGUAUCUUGUCUUGUCUGCUUAUUAACACUCCGUGCAGAUCCAUGCGUCACAGCGGAAGUCUCAUUUUUUGCACUACUAGGUCAAGAUGCAGAUGAAUGUCAACAUCCGCCUAUGAAUGCAACUGAGUUAGCAUCACAAGUCCCCUCGCAAAUCUUGGAGUCGUGGAGUGUGGAAGCAAGACUGGGUUGGGAGGUUUUAAAUACUAUCAUGCGGCACGACAUAGAUAAACGCCGGAGAGGGUCUGAUAUAACUAAAGAAUACGAAUGGCGCCGGGGGGUUAUGGACCGCACACACUUUCUAGAGGUUGUGUCACACCCAAAAAUAAUAUAUUAUGGGAAUCGAAAGCUUGGGCUAAUCUGGGCGGCAAUGCAAGCCGAGCUAUUGACAUACCGUCGUCUAGAAGUACAGGACUCCUGGCUAUCCCCUCGUUUUGAUAUGAUGCUUCUUCUUAGAGGACUAACAAGUGAUGACGAUGAAUAUCUCGUUGCGUUAGGCCGGGGUGAUGCAGACGCCGGCGAAGAUCGGUUACAACGAUAUUCGCUUUGCGGACUUUUCUACGAUACGGAUAAUCCAGGAUGUGCUAGGAGGGAAGAGGUUUGUAAGUCAUACUAUGCCAACCUCGAUGAUUGGAAGCGUAGUGCAUUUAUUAGGGCGCAGGAAUUCGAUUAUGGAUUCGAUUAUAGAUUCGAUUAUAGAUUCGAUUAUUAGAUACUAGUUAUUAUCGCUAGUCUUGUCUGGGAGGAGGCUACAUCGUGAAGAGUCUGCGUUAGGUCAGGCACCGCAAGGGCUAC
This is a messenger RNA of Hypoxylon trugodes, 2853 nucleotides long. RefSeq lists its product as uncharacterized. The coding region runs from base 251 to 2770 and encodes 839 amino acids. The record is from RefSeq and is a predicted model, not a curated record. The transcript is spliced from 4 exons. NCBI's taxonomy places the organism in Eukaryota, Fungi, Ascomycota, Sordariomycetes, Xylariales, Hypoxylaceae.